GCCAAUCAGAAGGCGCCUUGAUCAGGGUGAAAGUUCACCAAGAUGGCGCUACGUUGUUGUGCGGGGUUCGGGCGGGCCUAUGUCCGGUGGUGUGGGGCUCCUCUGGACAACUCGCUGUGCCGACAUGUCAGCCUACAUGUCCCGGAAGGGCGCAGAAGUCCAACGGUUCAUCUCAGCUGGAGAUCUAUUUCAACUGACAGACAAGGAGACAAACAGCACAAUGGACCAUCAUCUAUGUUAUCCCUGUAUGUGAGACUGAAUGACAAGAUAGGACAGUUGUUACAGAGAGCACACCCUACUGCUGGCAAGGUGUAUGUGCAAUUUAUAAAUGGUGCUGUUCAGUCCUGGAGAGAAGGGAAAACUGCAGCCGGGAUCAUGAGACACAAGCACACCUUGGGGAGGGGCUACGCCAGGCUGACGUGGCGGGAGGUGGACUGCUGUCGACAGUUCAAACUGGAUGUGCUGAAGACAUUACCAGUGUUCCUGUUAGCAUCACUGCCCUUUAUAUGGCUGCUGGUGUUACCUCUCAUUUACUUUUAUCCCAAACAGCUGUUGAGCUCGCAAUUUUGGUCAGCAGGGCAGAGAGUGACUUUCUUCAACAGUUACCACAUGGAGAGAGUGGCAUACUACCCUAGCAUUCUACAAGCUCUGCACAGAAAAGCACAUCGAGUAGAGGACUUCAGAAAUAGAACAAAACUGCAAGAAUUGUGUUCAAAUGCAUUAAGAGAGGAGAGUCCUUCCACUGCAGCCAUCAUGAGGGUCCGUCCCACAUUCUCACAUCCUGGGCUGCACUUUAACAAACUCUCCAGGACACAGUUGGCCUGGCUGAGUCGUACCCUGCUGCUGACCCCCUACCUGCCCAAACUCCUGCUGAGGAGACGUCUGCUGAAACACCUGGAGGAUGUGCAUGCCAUGGACCGGGGGAUCCAACAGGAGGGCCUCAGUACACUCAGCACACAGGAGCUACGCAAGGUCAGUACACUCAGCACACAGGAGCUACGCAAGGUCAGUACACUCACCACACAGGAGCUACGCAAGGUCAGUACACUCACCACACAGGAGCUACGCAAGGUCAGUACACUCACCACACAGGAGCUACGCAAGGUCAGUACACUCAGCACACAGGAGCUACGCAAGGUCAGUACACUCACCACACAGGAGCUACGCAAGGUCAGUACACUCAGCACACAGGAGCUACGCAAGGUCAGUACACUCAGCACACAGGAGCUACGCAAGGUCAGUACACUCAGCACACAGGAGCUACGCAAGAUGUGCUACAUCCGUGGAGUGGACAGCAUAUCCUGGUCCAGAGACACAUGUGUGGAGUGGUUGACACAGUGGCUGCAGAUAUCUACACAGCUACAAGCUUCAGAGCUCUGUCUGCUUGUCCACUGUAUGGUGUUCCUAUCCUCUGGACACUCACAUGUCAAGUAGACACAACUACCUCUAUAGACAGACACCCAACAAAUUAAUGUUAAGUCAUCAUGACUUGAUUCAGUGUCAACUCAAAAACCAACAAUAAAUAUUUAUUUAUGGACCCACAGCCAGCUCAAGCCAUCCUCUCUAAGGACUUGUUUAGAGUUUUGAAAAGUUGGAUAGUAAAGAAUGUUGACCAAAAUAUGUUUUCACUGUUAUGGAAUUAUGGAGUUAUGUCAUGGAAUGUAAAAAAUAUACAAGACCUUAUUAUUAUUAGUUAGGGACCAGUUUUCAGAAGUUACUUUUGUACAUGCACAUAAAUUUUUCAAAGGUUUUAUGCAUACAUGUACAAUGUAUGGUCUAACACAUCAUUUCAUACUUGUAUCUAUCUGUGCCCCUGGAAGAUGUGUUGAAGAUAUUUGAAAGAAUACAUAGUAACUGUCAUGGAUAAACUUGUGGGGAAGGAGUGAAGUACGUAUUUAUUCGAAAUAUAAUGUUCAGAUUUAAUGUGAAAAUGUCAAUGUGCAAUGUGUUACAUGAUAAAAAUUGAAUGAACAAUCACGUUCUCUAUGUACA
Molecule: messenger RNA, 1992 nt
Organism: Branchiostoma floridae (Florida lancelet)
Lineage: Eukaryota; Metazoa; Chordata; Leptocardii; Amphioxiformes; Branchiostomatidae
Product: LETM1 domain-containing protein 1-like
Exons: 9
Coding region: 43-1434 (463 amino acids)
Biological process (GO): intracellular monoatomic cation homeostasis
Cellular component (GO): mitochondrial inner membrane
Molecular function (GO): ribosome binding
Source: RefSeq, a predicted model, not a curated record